CAACAGUUUUGGCGUCACAGUUCGGAUAGCCUUGUGAACCGCACCGCUGUGAACUGUCAUCCGUUAGUCGGCUUUACUUGUACCUGUGGUUCGUGACAGUUUACGCUCGCCUCGCCUGGUCAAACUGAUCGUUCAACGCGGCCCUGUUCCCUCGACGAGCAUCCAACAUUCCUUUCGCCAAUCGACAGUUUUGUCGACAUCGCAUUUAAAUUUUUUACGCAAUCAACCUGACAUAUCUAACCUACCAGUCACUCCUUUGCACUUCGCAGGAUGAGAACUGACACUUCGCUUGCGAUCCUCGCAUCGGUGAGCGGCGCCGCUGCCUUUUGGCGCAUGGAAUGCCGCGGCCGUGUCGCCCUCGCUCGUCUUGAUCCCCUGAUUGAUCCCGGCGUCCCAUCGAAGCACGCCCACGCGAUCCACGGGUCUUCAGGUUUUGGCGCAAGCGCCACGUACGAGGACCUUCGCAAUGCAGAUUGCACCUCUUGCGCUGUGGUCGAAGACAUGUCAGCCUACUGGGCGCCGGCCGUCUACUUCAGGCAUGCCAAUGGCUCAUACCAGGAGGUUCUGCAGGAUGGUGGCAUGCUUGCCUACUACUUCCUGAAUCCCGACCUCAAGGAUCCCAGCAAAGGCAUCAAGGCGUUCCCCAACAAUUUCCGUAUGGUCGCUGGUGACACUAAUCGGCGCAACUACUCGGUUGGCGGGCUCGACGUGAAGAUGCCGGACCCGCCCAAGUCGAACUGGGCUUCAUUGGGCCAGACGAGCCAAGCCGAUCUUGCCCAGCGCGCGAUCGGCUUCAACUGCCUCAACUACGCCACUGAGCCGGAGCCAUCUCUGUACCGCCACUACCUGCCCGACAAGCAGUUCCUCGAUGAAAAGUGCAAGGACGGAGUUCGCUUUGAACUUUCCUUCCCUUCCUGCUGGAACGGCAAGGACAUCAGCUCCCCGGAUCAAAAGUCUCACGUCGCCUACCCCGACACAGUUCUUAAUGGAAACUGCCCCGAGGGUUUCGACGUGAAGCUUCCCGGCCUCUUCUUCGAGACCAUCUGGAGAACUCAGGACUUCGUUGGCAUUCCGGGCGAGUUUGUCAUCUCCAACGGAGACGUUCAGGGCUUUGGCUACCACGGCGACUUCAUCAGCGGCUGGGACGAAGACCACCUUCAAGCUGCGGUGGAUCAGUGCACUGCAACCAGUGGCAAGAUUUCGGACUGCCCUCUCUUCACCAUCCUCAGCGAGCAAGAACAGAAGGAGUGCCGGAUGCCUACUCCUCCUAUGAUCGCGAGUGAGAAGCUUAGCGGCCUGAUUGGCGAUACCCUCCCCGGCAAUGUUGCUAUUGCAUACGGGCCCGAACCCGCGAACCACAAUAAGCCGCUGCCCGACCCUCUUCCCGCCUUGUCCAGUGUCGUGGAUAACAUCCUCCCUGGCGGCGUGUUCCAAGAGAAGCAGACUUCGAUUUCGACUUCCGAGGAGCCGACUUCCACUCCUACCACUACCCCUACUACCACCGUCACCCCGACGCCAUCGGAGCCUCCUGUCCCCGAGGGUUACGAAGCUGUCCGCACCGACUAUGUUACCAACGGUAACGUGGUCAGCAAGAUCGUCGUCAUCGAGACGGUCGAGACCGUCAUGUUGGAGACCGCUACGGUCACGGUCACGGCAACCCGUACUGCCGAGAUUGAGCGCCGUGAGGUGCACCUGCACCAGCAUCUCCACCACCGCCACCACCAUGGCUUGCAUUAAAGAUGCCAAUCAAUCUCUUGGUUUUCCUGGUGCGACCGAUUCUCUCUAGGACCUUCUUCGCUGCACAUAUGAGAUGUCAUGCUUCCGUUCUU
This is a messenger RNA of Thermothelomyces thermophilus ATCC 42464, 1829 nucleotides long. RefSeq lists its product as uncharacterized. The coding region runs from base 271 to 1737 and encodes 488 amino acids. NCBI's taxonomy places the organism in Eukaryota, Fungi, Ascomycota, Sordariomycetes, Sordariales, Chaetomiaceae. The transcript is spliced from 5 exons. The record is from RefSeq and is a predicted model, not a curated record.